AUGAGUCGAUGGUCGCCGUCGCGAGUGAUUACUGACCGCAAGUCUCGUUUCCAAGGGUUCCAUAUACCUUUGGCCACCUCUAAAGAGAUUCCUACCUUGAUAGAGCAAUUUCUCGCCGAGAACAAGGCGGCCAAACGCGCUUCCCAUCCUCAUAUCUACGCGUGGAAGACUCAAACUGGCCAGGCAAUUGCCCAGGGACACGAGGAUAAUGGCGAAAAAGGUGCUGGAGCCCGUCUUUUGGAUGGUGUGGUGUUAAAGCACGACCUAACCAAUAUUCUCGUCAUUGUCACUCGCUGGUACGGAGGCACCCCUUUGGGAGGCGCCCGAUUCCGCCACAUCGUCCACGCCGGCGUCGAUCUGAUCAAACAACGAAUGAAUUGA
Molecule: messenger RNA, 381 nt
Organism: Diutina rugosa
Lineage: Eukaryota; Fungi; Ascomycota; Pichiomycetes; Serinales; Debaryomycetaceae
Exons: 1
Coding region: 1-381 (126 amino acids)
Biological process (GO): regulation of translational initiation
Cellular component (GO): cytoplasm
Source: RefSeq, a predicted model, not a curated record